AUGGACCCACGGCUCGACACAGAGUCCUGCGGUUCCCCGGUGUGCCCUGGAGGAUGCGGGCUGCCCCUGUCCGCCUCACGCCCGGAGGAGCACUGCUGCGUGGAGGCUCUGCGCGCUCUGGCCGACGCGCUGCUGGACCGGAGCGCGGCUCAAGAGCACCAGGCGCGGAUGGAGAGGCUCGGCUGGGCGCGCAGGGAGCAGCGGCUCAUGGCACAGACCUCCAGAGCCCAGAGCCAAGUCAAACUCACGGAGGUCCAGAGCCAGAGGAGGCUUCACCAGUACGUUCUGCAGGCUGGUGCCGUGGUGCAGCAGGUUCUAGGGCUUCACCAGGGUCAAACAAGAACAAACGAUGUGCAAAACCAGCUGGAGGCCUCCUGGUCAGCGGACGCGGCUCCUGAGCUUUUGGGUCGUAACUUCCUCAUAGAAGCCUUUCCCUGCAGCGCCUCGGACAGAAAGUGUCAGUGCUGGGCCCCGAUACAGUAUCUGUGUCAUCAGCAUCCAAUGGUCCGUGACAGGUGGCUCCCAAAGCACGGUGGUCUGUUUCUGCCAUAA
This is a messenger RNA of Knipowitschia caucasica, 552 nucleotides long. The record is from the annotation of a GenBank genome assembly. Lineage: Eukaryota; Metazoa; Chordata; Actinopteri; Gobiiformes; Gobiidae.